UGUAGUAAUAACUGAAUUUAGUUGGUUAGUUAAAUUAAUGCCGCAAAGAGAGAAAAGAGAAGUCCUGUCAUUGAGCAACUGUUUUUUUCUCUCAACACAUAGUCCCUCCCUCAGUCCCCAUCAUAUAAAAUAAGUGUAUAUUUGGGGUGAUGUGAUAGGUGUCUGGUAUGAGUGUUUAGAUCAGUAUGUCUGAAGGAAUAGUCUACGCUGAUGUGAAGUUCAAAAAGCACCAACAGACUGAAGGAAAAGAUGGUGCUGGUGACCCUGAUUCUCAGGAGGGGUCAAAGGUCAGAGCAGGUGGAUGUGACCCUGUCAAAGUGGUCCUGGUGACUCUCUGUGUUCUUCUGAUGGGGACGGUCAUUGGACUUCGGUUUCUGUAUAUCAGCAACCUGCCAACCAAAAACGCAGAGCUCCAAAUUCUGCAAGUGGCUUACAAUCAAAAUCUUACAGAUUUGGAAAAAGCUUUUACCUCAGCUUUAAUGAUCAAAAACAGAGAGCUUCAAGAACUGCAAGUCAAGAACAAAGAUCUUCAGGAGAAGGAACGUGCAGUUCGGCAACACAAUGAAGAAUUGAGAAAGCAGAGAACUCCACCCUCUUGCCCUACAAACACAGGGAAUAAUGACUGUCCUCAACCUAUGAACUGUGCUGAAGCCUGGGAUUAUUAUGGGGGAAGUAAGGAAUGGGUACAGCGCUCCAAGGACACCUGGAAAGCCAUUCAGGAUUCACUAAGGUUAGUGGGAGAACGGCAGAAGAGGAGCACUGACCAGCACCGCAGUGAGGCCCCCGUGUUUGCACCGGGGGACAGGGUCUGGCUCUCGACCCGAAACCUGCCCCUCCACCUGCCCUGUCGGAAGCUGGGGCCGCAGUGUGUGAGGCCGUUCAAAGUCCUGAGGAGAAUAAACAAGGUGUGUUACAGGUUACAACUUCCUAGGUAUUACCGUAUUAACCCCUCGUUUCAUGUGUCUCUCCUCAGGCCGGUGGUGGCUGGUCCCCUGCAAGAAGGUGAGGUGCCUGAGGUCCCUCCGCCCCCUCUGGACAUCAAGGGGUCCCCGGCGUACACGGUUCGGGGCAUUCUGGAUUCGAGACGCCGGGUGGGGGGCCUACAGUACCUUGUGGACUGGGAGGGGUACGGUCCGGAGGAGAGAUGCUGGGUUCCUGUGGGGACAUUUUGGACCCUUCUAUCCUGAGAGAUUUCCACCACCUCCACCCGGAUCGCCCGGCACCUCGUCCUCCGGGUUGUCCUCGAGGCCGGUGGCGGCGCGCUGCGGGGGCCGCGCGUC
Oncorhynchus keta (chum salmon) is the source of this 1280-nucleotide messenger RNA. RefSeq lists its product as uncharacterized. The transcript is spliced from 6 exons. NCBI's taxonomy places the organism in Eukaryota, Metazoa, Chordata, Actinopteri, Salmoniformes, Salmonidae. The coding region runs from base 186 to 1187 and encodes 333 amino acids. The record is from RefSeq and is a predicted model, not a curated record.